Molecule: messenger RNA, 1294 nt
Organism: Eruca vesicaria subsp. sativa (arugula)
Lineage: Eukaryota; Viridiplantae; Streptophyta; Magnoliopsida; Brassicales; Brassicaceae
Source: the annotation of a GenBank genome assembly
CGUCUAUAAAACAAGUCCCUUCCUUCAACUUCCUCCACCAUCUCUUCUUUUACAAGUAUGCCCUUCACCUUCCAGUCUCUCUCAUUUUCCUCCUAAUAUUUCCCUUCUUCCAUAAAAGUUGCAUUUCUUUCCUCCGUUCUCGAAUCUAAAUCCGCCAUGGAAGUUGCCGUUCUUCAUCCUCGUGAUUGUUUAACCGAUCCUUUCUCCACCAGAAACAUCCUUACCCCUCCUACACAACGUCCUAACAAACCGACACCCAAUCGCCGUCGUCGAAGUCCGCCACGUCACCAACCGGAGACCUCUCCUCCUCCACCAAAGGGAUCGAAAAAGAAGAAUCUCAACCACAACAGCCAUGUUAAAAUUUUGAAGCGCGGCGAAGAGAAGGUACCAGAUCUGACGGUUGAGAAGCCAGAUCUGAGAUCUAACGGUCAGAUCAGAUCAGAUCCGGUGAUGAUCCCGUCUCAGAACCGGAGAUCGACCCCAGCUUUGUUUUACGCUGGUCCCGUCACAUCGACAUCUCCGCCGCCGAGCGAAGUUCCCUUACCCGCGUUCUUCGCGAAGAGAAGCGUCUCCGGGUUCAAAUCCGCCGAUGCAACCACCGAUCUGAUCAGAAUUUUGGGCUUAGAUAUUUGAUUCGAGUAAUGUCGGAUCUUCGGUCUAGGAGAAAAAUAUCUUCAGAUGAUGAAUCUAGGAGGUGCAGAAGAAGACAUCUUCGUUAUGAAACGUUAAUUCGAAACUUUCUCUUAUUUUUUCAAGGGGGAAGAUCGAAAAUAAUUUUUUAACAGGUCUUUAGGUUCGGUUCUAUGUCUCUCGUUAGUUUGUGUAUUGUGUAGCUUUCCGUCUUCGAAUAAUUAUUAUCUGAUUAGUGUCGUUUAAUUUAUGUUUAAAGUAGAGAUGUCUUGUUCUUACGGUUAAAUGGUAUCCAUGUAAUAAUCUUCCAGUCCCGAGUAUUUCUUCUUUUGUAAUUUUCUAAUCUUAUUAUUGAAGUAGCUCUUUUUAUAAAAGAAUCGCAAUGAGAUGUUUGGGAAGAUGUUGAAUAUGAUGAUUGUGAAGAUCUUUGCAGUUUGUUUUGAGACAAAGUGAUCGAAUUGUCGUAGAAACUCUAACAAGCUAUGUAAUGAAAUCUUUGUGACUUCAUCAGAUAAGUUCAGUUGGGGCUCCUAAACUUGUUCGAUCCGACAAAUUCAGGAUCCGGAUGCGUUUUCUAGCCGUUUUUUUUACCUAUUACAGGAAUUCUAAAUUGACUGUUUUUUAAUACAUCAAAAAUGGAGCUCCUAAUCUUGUUUAAUCAGAA